CAGUAGCCUAGUAAAAAAAACUGGAAUCGAAAAACCGAACCGGAACCGAACCAAACCAAAUUACCCGAAACCAAAACCGGAAUAAAACUCUAAAAUAUUCGAACGGUUCCUAUAUUUCUAUAUUCGAGUAACCAAAACCAAACCGAUUACCGACGGAUAUCCGAAUAUCCAAAAAAAAAUAAGUUUCAGUUUUUAUAUAAUGUAAAAUGUCAUCAACGAAGAAUAAUUAAUUAUCGACUGUAAGGAUUAAGUUAGAAAAUGGACAAUUUACAUUUUACACCGAUCAAAGUAGUAAGAAACAACGCAUGGUAUCUGUUAGGCAUGGGUAUUUUAACCUGGAUCUGAAGAUCUGAACCGGAACCAACCCAAAAAUACCCGAUCCAGAAUCGGACCAAAAAUUUACAAGUACUUUUUGGGUUUAGUUUUUUUUUACCCGAAAGAACCGGAACCAAAAAGAAACCGAUCCGAAUAGACCCGGAUCCGAAUAGAUCCGACCCGAUAAAAACCAAUUUGUACCCGACUUAAAAACAUGUAUAUGAUGUUUUUGUGUUCUAUUUUAUAUAUUAUUUUAUGAUUUAAUUGAAAUAUCUUUUGUGAACAACAUUUGUUAUUAUUUUUGAACAUUUUUAAGUAAUAUAAAACUUUAAAAUGUAAAAUUUAGAGUUUUAAAAUGUUUAAUUAUUAAUAGUUUCAUUUAAGUUGUUUUGUAAAAUUUUAGAUAUAUAUGACAAAUAUUUAACUAAAGUUGAUGGAAUUGGAUAUAUCAUGUUCUUUUCAGAUCCUAAAUACCCGACCCGGAUCCGAAAAAUUAUGGGCAUUUUAUGGGUAUUUUAAUUAUAGAUCCGAACCGAUCCGAAUCCGAGAAGAACCAACCCGAACCCGAACUGAAAAUUUCUAAAUAUCUAUUGGAUCUAAAUAUUUAGGACCCGAAAAGACCUGAUCCGAAAAGAACAGGCCCGAACCCGAUCCGAACAUCUACGUCUAGUAUCAGUUAUCGUGCAGCCCAGUCCAGCCCACUUUCACAUAAACAAAAGAAAGUAUAUUGUCCAUUUUGGAUUAAUAUAGUAUAAUAUGCCUAUUUAACAAAUUUUUAUUUUAUCUUUUCAAUAUUGACAUUUAGUUAAUUCAGCAAUUCGUUCAUCUCAGGCUGAGAUUCUCAGCGAGUAAAAAAUCACGCGCGGUAGCCAAAGCAGACGCAGGGAGAGAGAGAGGAGGAGGAGGAGGAGGAAGAAGAUGAGAGAGACGGUGAAGUUGAUAAGCAUGGAGGGUUUCGAGUUCGUGAUCGACAGGGAAGCCGCCAUGGUUUCUCAGACAAUCCGAAGCAUGCUCACUUCUCCAGGUUCCUCUCCUCCUUCUUCUCUUUUAAUGCGUUUGAUCGCAAUCUCUGUUCUUUUUCUUGAUUUUGAUGGAUUCGAUCAAAUCCAUCUAACUUGUUUACAUUGUCGACAUGUGAAAGAUGUUUCAAGAAACUCUCUGUUGUUGUUGUUGUUUCGAUUGGUAGGUGGGUUCUCGGAAUCGAAAGAAGGCGUGGUGACUUUCCCUGAUAUCAGCACUACAAUUCUAGAGAAGAUCUGUCAGUACUUCUAUUGGUCUAUUCAAUACUCCAGAGGCAAAGAGACCGAGUUCCACAUCGAGCCUGAGUUGACCUUGGAGCUGAUGAUGGCUGCUAAUUAUCUUCACACUUGAAGAGUUCAAAUUGAUAUUUCAUUAAACUCUUAUUCUGAGUAGUGUAGUUUUUCUUUGUAGCCAUAAGAUGUGAAUCCCCGGAGCACUUCGUGUGGGGGUUAUUGAAUAGCUCCGAGGGAAAGUUGUCUACUUUGUUUACUAGUUAUUUUGACUAUUGACCGCAGCAUCAAUCUUCUUGUGAGUUAUUAGUUGCCUUUCUGAAUGCUUAGCAAGCUUUGUAAUGAGCAACAAACAUUCUGUGCUAAUGAUGACUGGCUUUGGUGUCUAA
Molecule: messenger RNA, 1954 nt
Organism: Brassica rapa (field mustard)
Lineage: Eukaryota; Viridiplantae; Streptophyta; Magnoliopsida; Brassicales; Brassicaceae
Product: elongin-C
Biological process (GO): ubiquitin-dependent protein catabolic process
Source: RefSeq, a predicted model, not a curated record